Molecule: messenger RNA, 1206 nt
Organism: Penicillium concentricum
Lineage: Eukaryota; Fungi; Ascomycota; Eurotiomycetes; Eurotiales; Aspergillaceae
Product: DUF4050 domain-containing protein
Exons: 1
Coding region: 1-1206 (401 amino acids)
Source: RefSeq, a predicted model, not a curated record
AUGAUGGCCACCGGGUCUCGCGAUUCCUCAGUUCGUGAGGCCAAAGUAUUCGUCAAGGAAGUCGUCCGCAAUGACUGGGAUUUCGAAGCCGGCGUUCCCUCCCCGUCAUCCGCCGAUGGAACCCUAUGCAACAACCGCGAAGUGUGCGAAUGGCGAGUCCGAGAAUUCGACACCCCCACCUCGGAACUUGAACCACAAAGCUCAGAUAGCGAGGCAGAAUAUGGAGAGUCAGCUGGGGUGAAAUCCGCCCCCGGAGAUGCGGGCGUGGAGCGGCGUCGCAAACGUCGUCGACAGAUGGACGACGAAAUGGCAUGGAACGAAGGGCUACGCGUAUGGAUGGCCAGACGCGAUGCGUGGUGUGGAGCGAAGACUCGGCGCCAGAUUCGAGCUGAGGAAGCAAAGCGUGCGUUGGCUGGUACACAGACAGAUACAGCAGAUCAAUCCGAUAGCGUGGGAUUAGGAGAAAAUAAUGCGACUUCGUCGUCUUCAUCCCAGUCUGCGAAGUCGCCUGGUCAGGGUAGUGAUGGUAUUGGCGCCUCUGAUCUGGCAGCUCGGACCGAGACGUCGCUCUCUGUCGCGGAUCGGGAGAAAAGUGAGGAGCUCCAGCAUCGAGUGGAUAUGACCUCGGGACAGCAAGAGGAUCAGGAGGAAGGAUUGUCAACCGCGCCAGACGAGGGAGCUAAAAGGAAGGCAUCGUCAGAGACCAACAUCACAGUUCCCGAUCAGAAAUUUGCCGCAAUCGUGCCUACUCAACCAACCUUACCGGCUGUGGAGAACCAAACAGAAGAAGAGAAGGAAGAAGAAGAGCUUGAUGAACCACUCUGCCCCGUUGCCCCUCCUUUCAUUUCAGACGACAACCCAGUUCGCGCAACCAUCAAUCCCGCAAUCUACCCUUCAAUUUACACCAAGGUUGUCGUGCAAGGCAUGACCCCCACCGUCCCUGUCAACCUCGCCCAUCUGACCAAAGCCAUGGUCCAAGGCUGGAAAUCAGACGGGCAGUGGCCACCAAAGCCAGCCGUGACAUCGAUUGUCCUUGCUGAUGAUGCUUCUGUGCCCAAGAAAACCACUGAGGAGCCACCACAGGGCAGGAGAAAGAACAGCAUUACCAAUGCUGUGAAGAAAGUUUUCCAUUUCGGAUCGCAUCCCUUCCAUCGACGCGCCAGCCAGGAUACCGGGAAUGGAGGUGCCACUGGCCCGACGAACUAA